CUUGACUUGGACUUUCUUGUUCUUUCUCUUGUCACACUUACGAAAACAAGAGAUCUAGAACGGAAUUCGCCAUACACCCUCUCCCUCCCCCUUCAUGAGCUCACCUGCACCACAACAAAACGCAACACCAGGGCCGUCAUCGAAUCAAGGUGGUGGUGCUGGUGGUGCCGACAACAAGCAAUCGAACAACGGUGUCGGCAGCAGUAGUAGUGGUGGUGGCGAUCAGUCAUCACAACAACAGCCACCACCAACACCAACACAGACACAACAACAACAACAACAACAGAGACCUUCAGCUGCCAAUUUACCAUCACAAGAUGAUCUCGAUAAAAUUGUAGCCUCGUAUUUGCAGAAAAAGGGCUACAAGGCAACAGGCACGAUUUUUGCGCGUGAAGCCAGUGGGAAUACUUUGUCUCUUGAAGAAUUAUCGCAAGUGUUGGCGUCAUCGGGUGGUGCUGCUGCUGCUGCUGCUGCUGCUACUUCUGCUAGUGGCAGUGGUAAUAAUGGUGGUGCUAGUCAUGUAUUCAAAUAUAAGGAUGCAGAAGAAGGCGAUCCAGAUGCAUAUAACGUCAGUUAUCGAAAUUUACGCGAAUGGAUUGAAAAAUCGUUGGAUUGGUACAAGGUAAGCAGUCUGUUCUAUAUACUUGUAUUCUUGAAUUUUGCACACAAUACACACGCACAAUGGUUUUUAAUUUUUUUUCUAACGCGUUCAAUCUACAAACAAUUCCAUAAGCCUGAACUACGAUCUGUUCUAUUUCCCAUUUUCGUACACGCCUACCUCGAUCUUGUCAGCAAGAACUUGUCAGAACAAGCCAAAUAUUUCAUGGAAACGUACAAAAAGGACCAUGUCGAGCUCCACUCGCUCGAUAUUAGUCGGUUGGAAACAGUAACUACACCAGACCAUAUACGCGAAAACGAAUUGGCCCAAAUGUAUCGCAACAACAAGUAUAAUCUGCGCAUGUCCAGCGUGCCCUUUGAACUGUUUCUCAAUUAUCUUCAAGAUAACAAGUAUAUGCUCUUACUGCGGAUCGUAAAUCAAUAUCUCAAUAUCCAAGUGGUUCAUGGCAAGUUGAAAUCCGCGGGCGGAUUGGAGAUGGAUGAUAUGGCAGGCGUGAUCGGUAUCGCUGGCCAUGAAGCGCAACAAAUCGAGUCGUUCAAUCAGCAGAAAGUCCAGUUGGGUGGCACACAGAUGGAUCCAGCUCUCAGAGAAGAGGUGGAACGAACUUUGAAAGAACGUGAUGCUGCAAGAAAGGAGCAAGCUGCAAGUGAUCCUACUGCCGUUAUCGAACCCGGUGUCGCGUUAUUGGAUACAUUCAAAAAGGUCAAGCAAGAGGCUACAGCAGAUGGACCGGCGUUUGGUGAUAUACCAUUGCCACAAUAUCGAGGCACCGACAUCGAAGCAGAAUUGGAAUCAUUAAAGGAUCUGCGGAAGCGAGUAUCACUUGGUAGCGCUUCAUUACCAAGCGUAUGUUGCUACACUUUCCACAACACGCAUGAUGGAUUGAAUUGCUUAGCGAUGACGGAAGAUACUUCGCUUAUUGCUGGUGGUUUCUCUGAAUCAUUCAUCAAAAUCUGGAGUUUGAAGGGAGAAAAACUAAAGGGACUACGAAACACGGUUAAUCCAGCACACGUUAAUGACUAUAACGAUCUGAACCGUCAAAAAGAACGACACGGGUCCGAAUACAAACGAUUGGUUGGCCACGCCGGACCAGUUUAUGGUGUUAGCUUUAGUCAUGAUAACAAGUACUUGAUUUCAUGUUCAGAGGACAAGACAGCACGAUUAUGGAGCACACAAACCUUCUCAAACCUGGUUUGCUACAAGGGUCACAACUAUCCUAUUUGGGACGUUGAUUUUGGCCCGUACGGCUUCUAUUUCGCUACAGCUUCUCAUGAUCGAACAGCAAGAUUAUGGAGCUGUGAUCAUAUCCAUCCUUUGAGAAUCUUUUCGGGCCAUUUAUCCGAUGUAGAUACUGUCAAAUUCCAUCCCAACUCAAAAUACCUGGUAACAGGAUCAAGUGAUCGUACUUGCCGUCUUUGGGACGUACAGAGAGGAACGUGUGUACGUGUCUUUACAGGUCAUACCGGAUCAAUCAAGACCGUUGCGGUAUCGCCGAAUGGUCGCUUGAUGGCAUCUGCUGGCGAGGACAAGUCCAUCAUGCUGUGGGAUCUAGGCUCUGGUCGACGACUCAAGCGAAUGACCGGCCAUACUGGAUUCAUCUAUUCACUUGCUUUCAGUGCAGAUAGUCAUGUGCUUGUAUCGGGCGGUGCUGAUUCAACAGUACGCGUGUGGGAUGUGAACAAAGAUACCCUAUCGAGCUCGACUACUGCUGCUUUUGGUAGCUCUGAAGACGGAGUGGAUGCAAAGCGGAUACGACUCGAUGAAAGUAGCCCUAACUCGAAGAAGGACAAGAAGGACUUGGCGAAGGAAAAAGUAAAGGAGGAAGCGAAGCGAAAGAAGGGCGCAAUUGAAAGUCAUGAUCAAUUGGGCGUGUUCCCCACCAAGCAUACGCCUAUAUAUGACGUUCAGUUCACCAAACGAAACCUAUGCUUAGCCGCAGGCGCCUUCUCACCACCCGAAGCCUCAUCCUAAAACCCGUUCUCUUCUACCCUUACCACUUGCUUUCGCUUUCUCUCUAUUUCUUCAUCCAUCCGUCCAUCCACAUCCAUUUAUCCUAAUCACACAAACACACACUUACACUCCUCUUUUCGA
Messenger RNA from Zychaea mexicana, 2710 nucleotides. RefSeq names its product WD40-repeat-containing domain protein. Gene Ontology annotation, cellular component: transcription factor TFIID complex. The record is from RefSeq and is a predicted model, not a curated record. Gene Ontology annotation, molecular function: RNA polymerase II general transcription initiation factor activity; protein binding. Gene Ontology annotation, biological process: transcription initiation at RNA polymerase II promoter. Lineage: Eukaryota; Fungi; Mucoromycota; Mucoromycetes; Mucorales; Lichtheimiaceae. The transcript has 10 exons. Bases 95 to 2590 code for a protein of 831 amino acids.